Messenger RNA from Drosophila ananassae, 1631 nucleotides. Its product is annotated as protein GUCD1. Bases 149 to 877 code for a protein of 242 amino acids. The record is from RefSeq and is a predicted model, not a curated record. The transcript is spliced from 3 exons. NCBI's taxonomy places the organism in Eukaryota, Metazoa, Arthropoda, Insecta, Diptera, Drosophilidae.
GAUUUCUCAGCUGCUUCGCCUACGGUCACACUGCUCUACACAAAACAACAGCCAUAGGGAAAAAUAAAAACAUUCCACCAACAGGACGUCAAAAUUAACACAGCAUCAGCUGGUACAGGACCUCGGGCCCAAGGAUACAACCGCAAGGAUGAACGGUCUGCCGCCGAGCAAGCACUACAAUCUGACGCACUACCAGCAGCGUUAUAACUGGGACUGCGGCCUAUCCUGUAUUAUUAUGGUCCUGGGAACGCAGCAGCGCGAGGAGUUCCUGAACAAUUUCGAGGCCGUGUGCAAUGAUGAGGGCUUUGGAUCAAGUACUUGGACAAUUGACCUAUGCUACCUGCUGCUGCGCUACCAGGUGCGCCACGAAUACUUCACCCAAACACUGGGCAUCGAUCCGAACUACGCCCAGCACACCUACUACUCCAAGAUCAUCGACAAGGACGAGCGUCGCGUCACGCGCAAGUUCAAGGACGCCCGGGCGCAUGGCCUUCGGGUAGAGCAGCGCACAGUCGGUAUGGAGGUCAUCCUGCGUCAUCUGGCACGUCACGGUCCGGUUAUCCUGCUGACCAAUGCCUCCUUGCUGACCUGUGAAGUGUGCAAGCGUAAUGUCCUGGAAAAGUUUGGCUGUUUUCAUAUAAAUUGUAUUGCCCGAAACACACGCUUGCCGGAUCUCAAAAAAAGCUAUGCUGGUCACUAUGUGGUCCUUUGUGGCUACGACAUGGCCGCCAAGAAGCUCUUCUACCACAAUCCCGAGGUGCACGACGGUCACAUUUGUCGCUGUCUGGUGGACUCGAUGGACACGGCCAGGCGUGCUUACGGCACCGACGAGGACAUCAUCUUCAUCUACGAGAAAAAAGCACCCACAACGGAUUAAGCUGUAGAAGCAAUUGUAACAGGAGAGAGCUCGUCUAGCCCAGGCCUCCCAGCAAAAUAUAGUACCUGCCAGUCGCCAGGUUGCCAGAGAAGGAUACCAGGAGGAUUGGAAUCUGCGCUUUGUGAUAUUAGUUUGUUAGAUGGAGGUGUGUGUGUGUAUCAGAGAUGCGGUGUCGAUGGGAUGGAAUGUGGAAUGAGAACUGCUCUUGCUGCUUGGUUAACUUUGGCACAACAGUGCACUUUAUUAGAGUAUUGCUAGCAGUUGGUCCCCAUAACGAAAAAAAAAACAAAGAAUGACAAUUACAAACGACUUAUAUAAAGCAGCCAGGCAGCUGUCCAAAUGAGAGUAGGUCGAUCGAUUUUAUCAUUAGGUUUCUGGUUGGUGGAAGGACUGGAUAUUUGUUUUCUUUUUUUUUUUUUUUAUAAAAAUGCCAAAUUUAAAAUGUAUUAUUAUAUAUUCAAAAUUAUUGUCCUUAACGUUCCAAAAAUAUGUGUUCAAUGUUACUGCUUGUAAUAAUAUUAUAUAGACUGAAAAUAAUUACGGACAGACGGACGGACAAUCCUGUAUCAAUUCCAUUAGUUCAUAGCUUAUAAGCUGAAUGUUUUUUGAUCCUUCCGCCGUUUUAGAAAUUAUGUUUCGAGUUUGGUUUUCGAAUCGACCCACCCUUGACUACUACAUUCCAAUAAGAUUAUGCGUAAAAUAUACAAUUCUGUUCUGUAUGUAGAAAAUACAAAAGAUUAUUGUUCCAACCAGA